AUGAUUAUCGAACCGCGUCGACGAAAGAGUUCUUCGGUGACAUUCUCUGUGCCUGAUGAUCAUCAUCAUCCACCAUACUAUACACAACGAACAUCCAGUUUUGCCGAAUCAGAUUGGGAUUAUGAGCCAACAAUCACAACGAUUAGUCCAACAGCAUUGGUCAUGGCUCGAGCGCUGCGGAGUGUGAAAACAUUUAAGAAGAGCUGGGAUGCAGAUAAAGCUUUAAAAAGUACUUAUCAAGGAAAAUUUGGUUUAUACCAACUUCGUGCUUAUAUUUUCUUGGCUUUUGGUUAUGCGCUUAUCGCAGCAUGGCUAACAGAGAUGCCUGUGUUUGCUUUAAUGAAACCAAAAUCGUUCAAUUGUACUCCCACUUACGUGAAAAGUGUAAAUGUAACAAAAGUACCGCUGAAUGUCUCAAGGGGAAAUGUUCAUCAACUUCCUACUAGUGAAGGGGUACGAAAACUAGCACCAAAAUAUUAUUAUGAUCCCGAAUACGGACGAACGGUCCUUACUUCAUUCGAUGCCUUUUGUGAUCCAAUACGAAUAAAAUUACCGAAUAUCGUUUAUCUUGUUGGUUUAGUUAUCGGCGGUUUAGUAUUUGGCUGCAUCGCUGAUCAUAGUGGAAGAAAGAUGGUUUUAAUUGGCUCAAUGUGGACAGCAUGUGCUAUGUCAGUAUUUCAACUUCUCAGCGAAGAUUAUAUAUCAUAUGUGUUUUUCAUUCUCUUCGUUGGAAUUGCUAUUGGUGCUGUACAAGUAAUUACCGUACCUUAUGUCAUCGAAAUGUUCCCAAUUGAAACGCGAGCGAUUUAUGGUUUAACCUUAACUGCGGGUGUUUUCUUAUUGGAUUUAAUUAUUCCCGGACUUGCAUAUUUAAUAAAAGAUUGGAAAAUUUUACAAGGUGUUAUUUCUGCUCCGAUAGUUAUUACUGCAGUUCUUUAUUGGUUCUCGGAAGAGUCUAUGUUUUGGUACACGGCUCAAAGAGAUUAUGUCACCGCUGUUCUCUCGUUAACGAAAAUCGCUGUUGCCAAUGGAAUCAAUUUCGAAGAAAGAUUUCUUGAAGCACGUGACUUCCUUCGUGGAAAACGUUCGAAAGGAAUUCAAUGUGAUUUUCAACCAUUACUUCGACUCGAGGAUAUCCAGUCCUUGGGCUCAAAGUAUCCCGAUUUCGAUAUGGUAGAUUUACAAGCUACAACGAGUAAAAAGAAAACAUGUACACAGCGUAUCGCACAAGUAUUAACUGGUCAUAACUAUAAUCCAACUCUAUCGACGUUUUACCCUACUGAUUUUCUUCAUUCAACCAUCUUAACUUUAUACUUGCUCAUUAUGUGUGGUCUAUGGCUCGUCAGUUCAUUAACAGAAUAUAGUCUCGAUGCACCACAACUAACUCAACAUUUGACAGAUAAUUUCUUUCUAAAUUAUUUGUAUACACAUCUCAUUCAAAUCGCUUCAUUUGUUGUCGCAUUUCCCAUGGUUUAUAAGUGGGGUCGCCGUUGGCCAACAUUUUGUUUCUUUCUGAUUGCUGAAGUUUGUCUACUCGGUUCAGCUACAGUUCUGAUAAAUACGGAAGAUACUCGUAAUGCAAUGCUUGUCGUCUAUUUUAUGGGUAAAUUUGCGUCACGUGGAGGUUUUCUUGUGAUCUUACUCUAUACAUGCGAAAUAUUUCCAACUGGUUUAAGAUGUACAACACUUGGCAUAUGUUACGCAUUUCGCUUGAUCGGUGUCGCCUUGGCAUCUCCCGAUGUUGCCGGUUUGAACGAUCGAAUGCCUCGAUUGAUUUACGGUAUUUUAUCAUUAGUUCUUGGUGCUAUGGCACUUCUUUUACCGGAAACAAAGAAAUUUCCGUUGCCUCGAACGAUUAUUCAAGUAGAAGUAAUUCCAACAUCGAUUAGUAAGAAAUUUCGUCGUCAACGUCCUGCAGCAGUCAAACAGAAUGUUCGUCCCGAUGGCACACGUCCAGAAGGAGCCCAUCCCUUCAAUGAUGCCGCUUCAUCAGUCUCUGGUAUACGUUCCGUUCGUUUUGGCCCAUACGAUAAUCAAUCCACAUUGCAUAGCGUUUACGAAUUACAAGAGUACGGGCAAGAUGAUACUCUUCAUUCAGUAUCAAGUCGGUAUCCUCGACGAGCAGAUUUACAUAAUCCAUCAAUCUUUCAGCCAGUCGGUGGCGGUAAUGUAGAAGCAUAUCGACAGCAAACACCUAUUGCUGAAGACGCUGAAUAUGAUGAAGAUGUUGAUGAUGAUCGAACACGCUACGCUCAACAACAACGAUUGACUCAACAACAGCGUGCAAGUGAAAUUCCAUUGACUAAUCUACGAUCAGAUGUCGAACUGAACAGUUUAACAAAUGCACCUGUUCAUAAGCAAUCAUCCAAUGAUUCACCAUCCCAAUUAGAAAUAACUGCACAAAUUCAAGGCGGUGAUGUCACAGGUGAACGUAGCGGUAUAACUCGAACAACAUCUUCAAGCGAUGAAACAGCAGAGAAAACAAAACAUGACGAAAGUACAUCUCGGUUGAUCGAUGAAACAGGAACAUUUCCUCCGAAUAUAAGUGAGGACGAGAACUACUUUUCAGAACACUGCUAA
Molecule: messenger RNA, 2580 nt
Organism: Adineta ricciae
Lineage: Eukaryota; Metazoa; Rotifera; Eurotatoria; Adinetida; Adinetidae
Source: the annotation of a GenBank genome assembly